Messenger RNA from Syzygium oleosum, 767 nucleotides. RefSeq names its product major allergen Pru ar 1-like. Gene Ontology annotation, biological process: abscisic acid-activated signaling pathway; defense response. Gene Ontology annotation, molecular function: abscisic acid binding; protein phosphatase inhibitor activity; signaling receptor activity. The coding region runs from base 105 to 587 and encodes 160 amino acids. Gene Ontology annotation, cellular component: cytoplasm; nucleus. The transcript has 2 exons. Lineage: Eukaryota; Viridiplantae; Streptophyta; Magnoliopsida; Myrtales; Myrtaceae. The record is from RefSeq and is a predicted model, not a curated record.
UACUCAACAUCUUCACAACAAACUCAACAGUCUUCUUUCUACCUUCGAGCAAAUACUUCACACAUUUCUCCUCCAUUUCCAGAUAUUUACCCUCAGGAAGAAGCAUGGACGUCACUACCUUUACCCAAGAAUUCGCAACCCCAAUUGCCCCAUCGAGAAUGUUCAAGGCUUUGAUCCUUGAUUCCCACAAUCUCAUCCCCAAGAUUGCCCCCCAGGGCAUCAAGAGCAUUGAGUUCAUCGAAGGAGAUGGUGGAGUUGGAAGCAUCAAGCAGACUAACUUUGCCGACGGUGGUCACUUGAAAUGUUUGAAACAUAAGAUUGAUGCUCUCGACUCGGACAACCUCGUCUGCAAGUACUCCUUGAUCGAAGGUGGCGCGAUCUUCGACAAAAUUGAAUCCGUUGUCUACGAGGUCAAAUUUGAGGCUUCAAGCAAUGGUGGAUGCAUCUGCAAGAUGUCCAGUGAGUACCACACGAAAACCGGUGUGGAGCUUAAGGAAGAGGAUAUCAAACAAGGCAAAGAGAAGGCUAUGGGUUUGUACAAGGUCGUCGAGGAGUACCUCUUGGCCAAUCCCGACGUCUAUGCUUGAUGCGCAUUUUAGACCUUAUGUUUUCUGCCAAAAUUGUGUGAGGAUCUUUCAUUAAUCUUUUCUUUCUUUUGGGCCAUGUUGUAUUGGAUUUGCUUUGGGAGAUCUAAGUCGAUGGGUCUUAAGCUCUUCCCAGAGUUGUCACGUUGAAAUAAAUGGAUUACUUUGAAAGCUUAUCAUAAA